Messenger RNA from Cyphellophora europaea CBS 101466, 1686 nucleotides. RefSeq lists its product as uncharacterized. NCBI's taxonomy places the organism in Eukaryota, Fungi, Ascomycota, Eurotiomycetes, Chaetothyriales, Cyphellophoraceae. The transcript has 3 exons. The coding region runs from base 1 to 1686 and encodes 561 amino acids. The record is from RefSeq and is a predicted model, not a curated record.
AUGGUUCAAGACUGGCAAGCAAAGGCGGACGCCAAACGACAGGCAAUCCUGGACUCUAUCCCAGAGAAAUGGAGGCUUUCAAGUGUCCCAAGUGCUCAAGACCAGAAAGACGUUACUGGACCAUAUAUCCAGCAGUUCCUUGACCCUAAGGAAAUUGAGAUCACCGAGACCGAUGCUGUUGGCAUUGCAAAGCAGACUGCUUCUGGCGCAUGGUCUGCCGUGGCAGUAGCCGAGGCUUUUUGCCAUCGAGCUUCUCUAGCCCACCAACUUGUCAAUUGUCUGCACGAGACAUUCUUCGAUGCAGCUCUCGCGGACGCGAAAGCACUAGAUGCUUACCUGGCAGAGCACAAGAGACCGAAGGGGCCCCUUCAUGGCGUUCCCGUCUCGCUCAAGGAUCAGUUCCAUGUCAAGAACGUAGACACCAGCAUGGGAUACGUCGGCUGGAUCGAUACGUUUGAAGGCAAGCCCGAUGAUCCUAGGAAAGGCAAGUAUGAAAGUGAGAUGGUACGAGAGCUCCGCAACUUGGGCGCCAUUCUGUACUGCAAGACUUCUGUACCGCAUACGUUGAUGUCCGGCGAGACGGUGAAUAACAUCAUCGGGUACACAUGGAAUCCGAAAAAUAGGAAUCUCACCUGCGGCGGAAGCUCGGGAGGAGAAGGUGCAUUGAUCGGCCUGAAAGGCUCGCCCGUUGGUUUUGGCACAGACAUCGGUGGAUCGAUCCGCAUUCCUGCAGCUUUCAACGGCCUUUACGGCAUUCGACCCUCUUCAGGUCGACUGCCGUACGAAGGCAUGGCGAACUCGAUGGAUGGACAGAACUCCAUUCUCUCAGUUGUUGGUCCCCUAGGAAGUACGGCCGGAGCUGUAAGACUGGCGGUCAGGUCAAUCUUGUCGCAGAGCCCUCAUUUGUAUGAUCCCAUGGUCGUUGACAUGCCAUGGCGUGAUGCCGAAGAGCAAGCUGUCUUCGACAUGGCUAAAGCGGUGUCAGGUAAAGGUCCUCUUGCUUUUGGUGUGAUGAAGGGCGAUGGCGUUGUCAACCCAGAUCCCCCAGUCUUGCGGGCUAUCGACCUGGUAGCAGCCGCCGUCCAAAAGGCUGGGCACAAGGUCAUCGAGUGGAAACCGCCAUCUCACGAGAAGAUGCUGAAAUGGAUCUUCAAGACCUGGACUUACGAUGGUGGAAAGGAUGUCCAUGAUGCUUUUGGUCUCUCCGGAGAAACAGUCGCCGCACAGGUCGCUAUGAGCUAUGGCAGAGAAGCGAGAGAGCAGUUCAAGGCUUCCGAUAUUGCGGCAACGAAUGUUGAACAGAGACAGAGCAAGAAGGAAUACCUCGACUAUUGGAACUCUACAGCAGAGUUGACGGGGACUGGCAGGUCUGUUGACGGGCUCAUUGCGCCCUUGGCACCAUACCCGGCUGCUAGGCCUGAGGGUUACAAGUACUAUGGCUUCAGUGCUUGGGUUAACGGCCUCGAUCUCACCGCGGCUGUUGUCCCUGUGACCUUGGCCGACAAGUCCAUUGAUAAGUAUCCGGAAGGUUACGAGCCAGUCAGCGAACACGACAAGGUGGUGUUUGAAGACUACGACGCAGAGAUCUACGAUGGAGCGCACGUCAGCGUCCAGAUCGUGGGACGAAGGUUCACGGAGGAGAAGAUGCUGGCAAUUGCAGAAUAUGUAGGAGGUCUACUAGCUUAG